Molecule: messenger RNA, 480 nt
Organism: Aspergillus calidoustus
Lineage: Eukaryota; Fungi; Ascomycota; Eurotiomycetes; Eurotiales; Aspergillaceae
Source: the annotation of a GenBank genome assembly
AUGCCGUUUUCCGGCGCAAGGGCAGGACUGCGCACGGUUGCCUUCACGCUCUGCGCAGCCCUAGUCGAAGCAAAAUACCCCUUCUCCUCAGACGCCCCCAAAGCAACUCUUCGCGAUGAAGACUCCGUGUCAUUCGACCCGCUCGGCGUGGCGGCCGUGCUGGGAAACCCGCGCGCUGAUGCAAGCGCUGCAAAGCUCUACGUGCAAUUCGACAAGGACACCUUCCACUGGCCGCACUCGAGCAUGGUCGGGGGCACGUUGCCCGCAAUCCAGAUGCUCGUCGAGUACUUCACCUCGGGACUGCCAUCGCAGUCGCUCUCGCCGCCCAUCAAGAUGUGUGCGAAGUACAUCACCAUGAUCCCCGUCCGCUCAAGCUUCGUCUUCAAGGAGCUGCCGCUCGAUUUCACUAAUGUGUGGAUGAGCCCCCUCAUCUCUUUCCGCUCGGGGGACGUCAAUCCCGUGCGACAAUCUGGCGCUUGA